AUGGUGCAGCUCGGGGGCGGCCGCCGAGCCCCACCGCCGGCCCCGGCCGCGCCGCCGGCCUUCAGCAUCGACAGCAUCCUGCAGCCCGGCCCCCGCCGCCCGGCCCGGGAGCAGGGCAGAGCCCGCUGCGCGCUGCCGGAGGAGGAGGAAGAGGAGGAGGAAGAGGGGCCUGCGGAGCAAGACCCCAGUAAAGGCUCCAGCAACUCGGGCAGCGAGCCCCGCCGGCUCCGGGCGGAGGGGACGAGCCGUGGCCUCCGUCCGGAGUCCGAAGGUGGCGGCGGCGGUGUGGGCUCCCAGCUCCCCGCGGAGGGGCUGCGCGGCCCCCGGCAGCCGCCGCGGCAGGCCGGGGGCUGCGGCGGGGAGAGCGGCAGGUCGCCGGCGGCGGGCGGCAGGAAGAAGACGCGGACCAUCUUCUCCAAGAGCCAGGUCUUGCAGCUGGAGUCCACCUUCGACGUGAAGCGCUACCUGAGCAGCUCGGAGCGGGCCGGGCUGGCCGCCGCGCUGCACCUCACCGAGACCCAGGUGAAGAUCUGGUUCCAGAACCGCCGCAACAAGCUCAAGAGACAGAUGUCGGCCGAGCCCGAGGGCCCGGGCCCGGGGCCGGCGGAGCCCGCCGGGGAGCCCGCCCCCGCCGCCGCCGCGGCUCUCUCCUUCCCGGCCCUUUACAAGGACAGCACCCUGCUCAGCCGCUGCUUGCUGCCGCUGCCCUUCCCCCUGCUCUACCCGGGCAGCGCCAUCCCCUACCUCUGCCUCCCCGGGCCGGGCAAACACUUCAGCCUGGUGGACGGGGACGUAUAG
Messenger RNA from Gymnogyps californianus (California condor), 798 nucleotides. RefSeq names its product homeobox protein HMX2-like. The record is from RefSeq and is a predicted model, not a curated record. Lineage: Eukaryota; Metazoa; Chordata; Aves; Accipitriformes; Cathartidae. Gene Ontology annotation, biological process: regulation of transcription by RNA polymerase II. Gene Ontology annotation, molecular function: DNA-binding transcription factor activity, RNA polymerase II-specific; RNA polymerase II transcription regulatory region sequence-specific DNA binding. Gene Ontology annotation, cellular component: nucleus.